Molecule: messenger RNA, 1140 nt
Organism: Mucor velutinosus
Lineage: Eukaryota; Fungi; Mucoromycota; Mucoromycetes; Mucorales; Mucoraceae
Product: L-type lectin-like domain-containing protein
Exons: 9
Coding region: 1-1140 (379 amino acids)
Biological process (GO): calcium ion transmembrane transport; intracellular calcium ion homeostasis
Cellular component (GO): membrane
Molecular function (GO): calcium:proton antiporter activity
Source: RefSeq, a predicted model, not a curated record
AUGAGUGAACGUGAACAUUUGUUGCCUCAUCACGGCCAAGAGGAAGAGGACCUGACCUUCAUGUCAUCCUUCAAGCAUACACUCUCCUCUUCCAAGAUUAACUGGCUCUUGGUGUUUGUUCCUAUCGCCAUCAUCUUUUCUGGUGCUUCAGACACUGUUGUCUUUUCAUUGAAUUUCAUUGCCAUUAUCCCACUCGCCAAGCUCCUUGGUUUUGCUACCGAGGAAAUUGCACUUAGAUCUGGUUCUGUUAUUGGCUCUCUUUUGAACGCUACAUUUGGUAAUGCAGUUGAGCUUAUUCUUGGCAUGAUUGCUUUGAAGGAAGGAUUAGUGCGUGUCGUUCAAGCUUCUAUUUUGGGUUCUAUUUUGUCAAACAUUCUCCUCGUUCUUGGCUGUUGUUUCUUGUUGGGUGGUAUUGGUCGUUCCGAGCAAUCUUUCAACGCUACUGCUGCACAAACCUCCACUUCUCUCUUGGGCCUUACUGCUCUCUCUUUGUUGAUUCCUGCUGCUUUCAGCGCAACUGCUGCUCAUACAACUGAAGUCGAUACGGGUAUCGUCAAUCUCAGUCAUGGUACUGCCAUCAUUCUCUUGGUCAUCUAUGUCUUGUAUUUGGUCUUCCAACUCAAGACUCACUCCGAGUUGUUUGAAGAUGAAGCUGAUGAGGAAGAGAAGCCUCACACCACGCUUGCUUUCUCUGUUAUUUCUUUGUUGGUCAUUGCUGGUUUCAUUGCUAUUCAUGCUGAAAGUCUUGUGGGCGCUAUUGAAGGUGUGGUUGAGGCUUGGGGCUUGAACGAAACCUUUGUGGGUCUCAUCAUCUUGCCUAUUGUCGGAAAUGCUGCUGAACAUGUCAGCUCUGUCACGUUUGCUAUGAAGAACAAGAUGAACUUGUGUAUCGGUAUUGCCAUCUCUUCUUCUCUUCAAAUUGGCCUUUUGGUCUCCCCUGUGCUCGUCUUGACUGGCUGGGUAAUUGAUGUCCCCAUGACAUUCUUUUUCGAGAUCUUUGAAACUGUUGUCUUGUUCUCCAGUGUUUUGGUUGUCAACUACCUCAUUGCUGAUGGCAAAUCCAACUGGCUCGAAGGUGCCUUGCUCUUGGCUUGUUAUGCCAUUGUUGCAUUAGCAUUCUUCUAUCAUCCCAUUGUUUAA